AUGGCUGCUGACUGGCAACCCGAGUGCCUUGUGCCUCAGAACCAGCCGACCCUCGACAUUGGAGGUCAUUCAGAUCGGGCUCUCCAGAAUACCUCUGGCAACAUCCAGUCUUAUUCUGAUGUCCUCGCUCCCACUGAUGUUAGUCGUGAUGACCUCCACCAGCAUUUGGCCUACAAGUACCCUCAUUCUGCUUCCUCCCAUCCUGGCUCGACGCCUGGCUUGCAACACCAUCAAGCUGUAGCAGCCCGCCUCCAUGCCCGCAAGCUACGUCGGCUUCAUUCAGUUGGACCUAAUGCUAGUCCUCGAAGGGGCCGAAGUUAUCUGAAGUCCCAAAAGUACUUGGAAUAUCGGGCACGUCCUCGACGUGAUACCGGGAAGGAUGGGGAGCCGGUCUGGUCUGACGAGUUGGAGGAUGCCUUCCAGCAAGCCCUCGAAGCAAACCCUCCUAUGGGUCGACGAAAGUGGUCUGAACGAGGCAAAUCAUAUGGACGCAAUGAGCUGAUCGCCGAGUACAUCUUCAAGUUGACUGGCAAGAGAAGAACUCGGAAACAGGUCUCAAGUCAUCUUCAGGUGCUCGACUCGUUUUUGAAGGGUGAUCCUGACUGGGAGCGACUUGUCCGAGAAUCGUCAACGGAGCGAUCAAGCAGCCAUACACCAUCCCAGUCUCACUCGCAGUCAUCAGCACCAAAAUGGAGGUCAUCGAUCGAUCAUACGGCCUCGAAUCCCUACAGUAAUCUCGUUCAUCCCACAUAUCACGAUCCCAUGAGAUCAGUUCAGCCUUACGUGGGAGACCUGCCUCCUCCCCACUACACACUUGGCUCAAACAUACAAGAGUCUGGUACCAAGAACAUCCAUGGCUUCAGUUUCGAUAUGUGGGUGAGUACUCCUCAACAGGCCAACCGUAUUGACAAGGCUUUGCACGCCUACACGCGUCUCCAGGGAGAUCUACGCCAGCCUGCACCUUCCAUGCCACUAGAGAAUGUCAGCGGAUGGCGAUCUUCAUUCCCUUAUUUGUCAUCUCUGAUCGAUGACAUGAAUAGUCCUCCUGAUUGUGAUAUAAUCAUGCUUGAAGUGAACCUAGAGCUCAUGGCAGACUUCCCCCCUCCCGGUUCUCGGCUAGGCAUACAGUUGGACCUGGACUUUGGACAUCCUACCGCUGGAGAUGUUCAUAUGGUGAAUCAGAUGGAUAAGUGGACAUGUAGCACUCGUAUUUAUGAAGAGGGACGCGAGCUAAGGGAGACAUACCAUGACCUGCCCAACCCACAAUCGACCAAAAUCAAGCCGCUUUUCGAGUCACAAUGGUGGGCUAGACUCUUCACUGAGCUGACUCAGGACAAGCGCAUCGCUGAAGAUUCAGGACAGACUGAUUCUGUUCAUGCCACCGAUGAGCGAACACGCCACUUCUUCCGUUCUCUUUCUGCCGUGCAAGAGCUUCGUGCUACUCCACCAAGCUCGCGCCGCCUCUCAAACCAAUUCCAGCCCCAUCACGGUGAAGAGAGCGAGCGCAUGGCCAUUCUUGUAUGGAAAUUCCGACAGACCCGUCCGGGUGAAGUUGGCACUACCACCUGGCGCCGAUUGAUUCCACCUCCUGAUCGUACUACAACCAAUAGCCCACGUCCCAACUCUGGCGUUGACCUCCCGCCUCUGUCUCUGGACUCUAUUCUUCUCAACAACAAACACUCACAGAGUAUCUACCAGGCACCUCAGCCCCACGAUCUCAUCCACCAAAACCAAUCCCAAUCUCAAUGGCCUUUGUAUCCUUCUUCCCACGACAAUGUGGCUAAUAUGUUUAAUUCAUCCGGACAUCUGGACUUUCUGUCCUCCAUCACGAAGCCAGAAGAUGACCUCGGCGACAAGACGGCCGUCACUUCAGUCUUGGACUCAUUCUCUGCCAGCCUCGCUCCCGAAGUAUCCCACCCAACGAGCCUUGGUGUCUCCAGUGGAGGACCGGUGAUGUUGAACGUCCACGACCUCCCAAACUUGGGCUACGCCAUGGGACAUGACACUAGUCAUUACGUUCCACCUCAACAGCAUGGUGUGAAUGUUCACGACAGCAACAGUGUGCUGAAUGGUUUCUUUGGCCCAGGCACUCAAUCCCUUGAUGAUCUUAGUCACAACCAGGGACCAUGGGCUACACACUCCAACUCUAUCUCAGGUGACCUGAGCGGUUACCACCACAUCCCAUUCCAGACAGAACAUCAAGUUCCAGUCUCGCGGGAGUCGCAGCAGUCACACCAUUUUGACGGUCUCCUGCCCACAGAAGACUUGAUGGAUAAGAUUGUUGGGCGCAUGUCCAAUGGAUCUAGCAUGCAUGGGGCAGGCCCUGAGCAUGCAAAUGGCGCCUACUCGGACAACGCCACGGCAGUUUAA
Molecule: messenger RNA, 2370 nt
Organism: Penicillium taxi
Lineage: Eukaryota; Fungi; Ascomycota; Eurotiomycetes; Eurotiales; Aspergillaceae
Gene: abaA
Product: transcription factor AbaA
Exons: 3
Coding region: 1-2370 (789 amino acids)
Biological process (GO): regulation of transcription by RNA polymerase II
Cellular component (GO): transcription regulator complex
Molecular function (GO): RNA polymerase II cis-regulatory region sequence-specific DNA binding; DNA-binding transcription factor activity, RNA polymerase II-specific
Source: RefSeq, a predicted model, not a curated record